AUGGGCUCUCUCCCCGUGUCGGCGCCGUCGCGGCUCUUUGAGCCCCUCAAGGUCGGCCACCUCACGCUGCAGCACCGGCUGGUGAUGGCGCCGCUGACGCGGUACCGGGCUGACGACUCGCACACGAUCCUGCCCAUGGCGGCGACGUACUACGCGCAGCGGUCGUGCGUGCCGGGGACGCUGCUCAUCUCCGAGGCGACCUUCAUCUCGCAGCGGGCGGGCGGCUACGACAACGUCCCGGGGAUCUACACGCCCGAGCAGAUCGCGGCGUGGAAGCGCGUCACCGACGCCGUCCACGCAAAGGGCUCCCACAUCUACCUGCAGCUGUGGGCGCUGGGCCGCACGGCGAACCCGACGUCCGCGGCCGCGCAGGGGAUUGAGAUCGUAUCGUCGUCUCCCACCCCGCUCAGUAGCGAGGCUCCCGUGCCGCGCGAGCUGCGCGCCGACGAGAUCCGCGGCUUCGUCGACGACUACGCGCAGGCGGCGCGCAACGCGGUCGAGGGCGCCGGGUUCGACGGGGUCGAGAUCCACGCCGCCAACGGCUACCUGAUCGACCAGUUCACGCAGGACGUGUGCAACACGCGCACCGACGAGUACGGGGGCAGCGUGGAGAAGCGGUCGCGGUUCGGGCUGGAGGUGGCGCGCGCCGUGGUCGCCGCCGUGGGCGCCCACCGCACGGGCAUCCGCCUCAGCCCCUUCAGCCCCUUCAACGGCAUGAAGAUGCGCGACCCCCUCCCGCAGUUCACCCACUUCAUGGAGGGGCUCAAGCCGCUCAACCUCGCCUACAUGCACCUGGUCGAGUCGCGCAUCUCGGGCAACGCCGAUGUCGAGGCCACCGAGAAGAUCGACCCCCUGAUCGCCACCUGGGCCGACGUCUCCCCCGUCCUGAUCGCCGGCGGCUUCACCUCGGCCAGCGCCCGCCGCGCCGUCGACGAGGAAUACAAGGACCGCGACGUCGCCAUUGUCUUCGGCCGCUACUUCAUAUCCACCCCCGACCUGGUCUUCCGAAUCGCAAACAACAUUGACUUGACAAAGUACAACCGAGGCACCUUCUACACCCCCAAAUCCGAAGUAGGCUACAUUGACUAUCCUUUCAGCAAAGAGUUUGAAGCUGCCAGUACAAAGCUCUAG
Messenger RNA from Fonsecaea nubica, 1131 nucleotides. RefSeq lists its product as hypothetical. The coding region runs from base 1 to 1131 and encodes 376 amino acids. The record is from RefSeq and is a predicted model, not a curated record. Gene Ontology annotation, molecular function: NADPH dehydrogenase activity; FMN binding. The transcript has a single exon. Lineage: Eukaryota; Fungi; Ascomycota; Eurotiomycetes; Chaetothyriales; Herpotrichiellaceae.